CCCCCCCCUCUUAGCGCACGCAGCCAUGGAGGACAAACCCAACUCGUUCUCCGGUGCCAAGGAGGAGAAAGCGGACGGGAAUAACGCGUUCCAGCGGCAGGACUCCAUCCAGAAGAACAACAGCACGGGCGGCCAGAACCCGAAGGAGCACGGCAACUCGGUGGGCUUCAAGGGAGAGCGCGACGAGGCCAUGGUGGGCUUCGACGACCUGGAGGCGGCAUCCAGGCAACACGGGUUCAUGCAGAGGCAAUUCGGGGCCAUGAUGCAGCCCGGAGUCAAUAAGUUCUCCCUGCGGAUGUUCGGCAGCCAGAAAGCGGUGGAGAAGGAGCAGGAGCGGGUGCAGACGGCCGGCUACUGGAUCAUUCACCCGUAUAGCGAUUUUAGGUUCUAUUGGGACUUGAUAAUGCUCAUCAUGAUGAUGGGGAAUCUAAUCAUCAUUCCUGUGGGAAUAACCUUCUUCUCAGAGCAGACCACCACCACCUGGUUGGUGUUCAACGUGGCCUCGGACACCAUCUUCCUGGUGGAUCUGGUCAUGAACUUCAGGACGGGCAUCGUCAACGAGGAGAGCUCCGAGAUCAUUCUAGACCCCAAGGUCAUCAAGAUGAACUACCUGAAGAGCUGGUUCGUGGUGGACUUCCUGUCAUCCAUACCAGUGGAUUAUAUCUUUUUGAUCGUGGAGAAAGGCUUCGACUCUGAAGUGUACAAGACGGCGCGCGCCCUACGCAUCGUCCGCUUUACCAAGAUCCUCAGCCUGUUGCGCCUGUUGAGACUGUCUCGACUCAUCCGAUACAUACAUCAGUGGGAGGAGAUCUUCCAUAUGACCUAUGAUCUGGCUAGCGCUGUGGUAAGAAUAUUUAACUUGAUAGGCAUGAUGCUGCUGCUGUGUCACUGGGACGGCUGCCUCCAGUACCUGGUGCCUCUGCUCCAAGACUUCCCCCCUGACUGCUGGGUGUCGCUGAACGGUAUGGUUAAUGUGUCCUGGGGCAAGCAGUACUCAUACGCCCUCUUCAAAGCCAUGAGCCACAUGCUGUGCAUCGGCUACGGCGCCCGGGCGCCGGUGAGCAUGUCGGACCUGUGGAUCACGAUGCUGAGCAUGAUCGUGGGCGCCACGUGCUACGCCAUGUUCGUGGGACACGCCACCGCGCUCAUCCAGUCGCUGGACUCGUCGCGUCGGCAGUACCAAGAGAAGUACAAGCAAGUGGAGCAAUACAUGUCCUUCCACAAGCUUCCGGCGGACAUGCGGCAAAAGAUCCACGACUACUAUGAACACCGCUACCAGGGCAAGAUCUUCGAUGAGGACAACAUUCUUAGCGAACUCAAUGAUCCACUCAAAGAGGAAAUUGUCAACUUCAACUGCCGCAAGCUGGUGGCUACCAUGCCACUAUUUGCCAAUGCUGACCCCAACUUUGUGACGGGCAUGCUGAGCAAGCUGAAGUUUGAGGUCUUCCAGCCCAACGACUACAUCAUCCGUGAGGGCACCGUCGGCAAGAAGAUGUACUUCAUCCAGCACGGGGUUGCCAGCGUCAUCACCAAGUUCAACAAGGAGAUGAAGCUGACGGAUGGGUCCUACUUCGGAGAGAUCUGCCUUCUCACCAAGGGCAGAAGGACAGCCAGCGUGAGGGCCGACACCUACUGCCGCCUCUUCUCGCUGUCCGUGGACCACUUCAACGAGGUUCUGGAGGAGUACCCUAUGAUGCGACGGGCCUUUGAGACGGUCGCCAUCGACCGCUUGGAUCGUAUCGGGAAGAAGAACUCGUUGCUGCUGCAGAAGUUCCAGAAGGACCUGAACGCCGGCGUUUUCAACACGCAGGAGAACGAGAUCUUGAAACAGAUAAUUCGCCAGGACCGGGAGAUGGUGAUGAUGGUGGAACGCAAGCAGUCGGUCAGCGGGAUGAACUCGACGCCAAUGUCCGGCAACUCCAUCAUUAACUCGCCAGCGCAGCCGCCCUUCUCCGCCGCCUUUGGGAUGAGUCAGUUCCAGCAGUCGUCGGUCCCUUUGACCUACAGUGCUUCAGCUAUCGCCAACGCCUCCGCUGCCCGAAUGCUGCCGGCUGCCGCCGCAGCGGCCCUCUACCCCACCACCAGCGUUUCGCAUCUCGGUUCCUCCUCCGCCAACCCUCAGACACCGCUCCAGGGAGCCAUCAUGUCGCCGUGCUCCUUCACGGCCGCCGUGUGCAGUCCACCGGUACAGACGCCACUGGCCAGCCGGAGCUUCCAAUACGGCUCUCCCACGGCGUCCCAGCUGUCGCUCAUCCAGCAGCCUGUCGGCCAGGCGUCUCUCACCGGCCAGCAGUCGCAACUUAGCCAGCAGACACCUGUGUCAGCUGCGGGCGGUCCCGCGACGCAGCAGCAGUCUCCGCAGCAGCAGCAACAACAGGUCCCUUCGCCCCAGCGAGGCGACAUCCACAAGAGCACGCAGGCUCUGCAGUCCGGCAGCUUGAGUCGAGACGUGCGACACUUGUCGGCCUCGCAGCCAUCCCUGCCGCACGACACGUCGCUUGGGCUGCGGGCGCAUCAGGCCUCGGGCGACUCGCUGGCCUCCAUCACGCCGCUUGCGGUGACAGCGGCUGCGGCGGCCAUCCAGGGGAUGAGUCUCCAGAGCGGCAUCCGCACCACAGUGCCCCAGCGGGUAAAUUUGUUCCGGCAGAUGUCGUCGGGGGCCCUGCCGCCCGUCCGCUCCACAUCGGCGGCGACGGCAGCCUCGUCGUCAUCAGGUCAGCACAGGGAAUCCCCUGGCUCACGGAGAGAUUCUGUCCUGAGCAGUACGGAGACUGACCAAGACAAAAUGCGCUUUGCAUCAAAUUUAUGAUCCCAUUUUUUUCUUUUUGAUUUUUUUUUUUUUUAACCAUGAAGGAGCUCCAAACUACUUUAGCAUUGUUUUCUCUUCUCAGAUAACCUCAUUGAAAUCGUGUAGAUACGACACCCUUGGAUUAUAUUUUAGACACAUUGUCUCCCUACUUAAGAAUGUAUAUUAUACAGAUAAUCUCUUUUUCUUUUAUGCCAUAUCUAGGAAUAUAUACACAUACAGUAUCUGGUAUAUGGCCUGUAUGUGUGUGUGUGUGUGUGUGUGUGUGUGUGUGUAUAUAUAUAUGGUACGAAUGUGAGCGUUGAGAGAUUGCGCGAGUGCAUGUGACUGCGUGUUGAAAUCCAACUAUAAUAUAUUUCGCAAUGGCAAUUGAAAAAAAGCUGUAGUAUAAAAAAAAACACGUCUUCCUUUCUGAGAAAUAUAAUGAAUUAUAUACAAUGUAUGACUUUUUUUAUUUAUAUAUUUAUGAUUUUUUUUUUGUUUGUUUUUUAUCUGGAAUGCAUUACGGAUUGUGACUUCCUUUUCCACCAAUGAGGAAGAAGCAGCUUUUAGCGUCACUGUGGAAUCAUACGUGCAAAGUAAACACUUGCAAAUCAUCUUUAAAAAAAAAAAAACAAAGAAGAAGAACAAACAACAACAACAAAAAAAGCACACGCUCACACGGAGGAAUUUUUCUGGACUUUCAGAAAACAAAACCGUACGGAAAGUGUUUGCAAACUCGACAGUGUUAAGGGAAUGAGUAAGAGAAAAUGCUGCUUUAAGACGAGCGUGACGGAUGGACGAAAGGACGGAUGGAUGCGUUUGUUUUCUAUUCCUCAUUUGGGAUGGUUGAAAUGUGACGUAACAACGAGACAGAAAGAAAUGAAAUUGUGUAUAUUUAUAAUAUUUAUAAACUAAAGAAUUAUCACCAUUAUGCAAUAGACUGUGACAUAAAGAUUACCUAUAGGUGUGCUGUAAAUAGUUUUUGUGGAGCUAGUAUUUACAGAUACUGUGUGGUGCAUUCUCUCUAUCAUAAACAAAUGUCUUACUUCUGUCGGGAAACCCAACUAACCCACCCGCAAACGAUAAAACAGACAAAUGAACCUUAAUGCAAAAAUACGGCAUACUGAUGAACAGGCUUCAACGAGAGUACCAUUUGAAUUUAUUGUUACAGUAUAUACAUUUGUGUUUUUGGGAUGUGGGAAGAAACCGGAGUGCCGGCACGGGGAGAACAUGCAAACUCCACACAGGCGGGGCCGGGGAUUGCACCCGGAUCCUCAGAACUGUGAGGCUGACGCUCUAACCAGUUGUCCACCGUGCCGCCAGGAAGAAUCCAGUGUUGUUGAUUUUUUUUUUUUUUUUUCUGGCAAAUUUAUAAUAUUUUUUAAAUGAUUUUUAUGCUUCUGGUCAACUUAAGACCACUGAAAAACCACUCUGAACAGUAAAAGGUAAAAAAAACAAAAAAAAAACAACAACAACAGUAAAAUAGUUUCAGAGCAAGGCUCCGUAGAGGUAAUGUAAGAAAGCAGUAGAUUUAUUUCAACUUUAGAUGUUGCAUUGCCUAAUAGUUGGUGAUAUUUUCUUUGAUUUUUCCAGUUUUUGUUCAAUUUUAGUUAUCUAACACUAAUCGUGGCAAAUGCUAACUUCAUGCAGAACAGAUUAAGUAAGGGCCAUGCUCAACAUGAAUGAACUGCAAAACAAAUAAAAAUCCCAUGGUGGUGGCCAUUUGCCUCACCAGUUGGCUUUAGCAAGAGGCUCAACGGCAGCAAUGUAAGAAUCCAGUUUUACUACAUUAAUUGUUUUUGUAGACAAUGUUUGGUUGAGUUUGGUACGCCCCCCCCCCCCCUCUCCCAAAUAAAAAUGAAAAAUAUGCACUCUUGUUUGGUGGCGUUGGAGCUUCCUAAAUUCACAGCUUUUGAUAUAUAUAUUCUUGAAUUCUCAUGUUUUCCUCUCCUCUUUACACCGGUUGUUGAGGCUGCUACUUCUCUUGGAUUAAAAGCCAAAGACAAAAUGUGUCUCAUCAAUCCUUUGGCUCUCGCUGGAUUGAGGUCUUGUGAUUUGUCACUCACACAUUGCCUAUUUUCCAAAGAUUUGAUUUCAAUUAUUAACUGUACAACCACCGGAACGUUUGACUUUGUAGAUUCAAUCUCCAAACCUUUUUACAAAUUUAGAGGCAUAUUUUUAGCUUACCAUUUUUGGGAUAAAUUCUGAAUUGGAAACUUCAUGAAUGUUUAACUUGGUAGGUUCUACUGUUACGAUUUUACAAUUGUUAGUUACCGACAGGUGAGACUCUGUUUAACCCAAAUUUGGUGGAUCGUGCCGUAGUAGUCUAUCAGUAUCCUAUGUAAUGUAGCACUAAAGACAAAAUAACAAUAUUUGUAUGAAAAAUACUUCUAGGCCCUAAAUAUAAAACAAUCAAAUAAAAAAGAGUAGCGUAAUUUUAAUAUGAAAUAUUUUUACACCUAGCUAGUUUAUUGCGCGCCGUUCAUAAACUCUAAACUUCAUAUUACAGGACAAUCGUAAACCAAGGACCCCAUUAGUAUUAACAACUGUCAAAAUAGUUGCUUUUGUUUCAGAAAUGGACUAGACAAACAAAAAAGAUUAUUUAAAAGCGAGUCAAUGGAGGUAGCUUGAGAGUUUGUUGCAUUAUGAGAUAGUCCCCUGGAAUCAUUAAGGACUUUAAGCUUUACCGAAAAAUUGGCCAAUGAAAGGCUGCAAAGUGGUCCUGUUUGCAUUAAGGUUCUACGUCUCAUGUGAAUCCUUCCUCGUGGGCUCGGACACACUAAACCAACCCGAAAACGGUCGCAGACCUAUCCAGGCAAAGACCUCGACUCUUUCCAGUUCACAUCUGAUGGAUCGGAGAGGCCGUCAUUAUGGCCUCCAGGGUUACUUAGCGCAUACCGUAAAUACAUUAAGAUGGUUACGCGUGUCCGAGCCCUUUGGGGAAUGAGCUUGUGGCUACAAGUUUGUGUCGAUAGUGAACCGAUACGAUCCCGCCACCGCCGUCAAUGAAAGCAUGCACUGUCACGACAAAAAAAAACAAAAUGUUGACGUUAAAUGUUGAUGUUCGAUUAUGUUAAUUGUCCGUCCGCCUCGCUGUUGUCUGUGCGAGCAUCAACCUUUCACAUGGACAUUCUUUCGUAUUUGUGCCUAAACUAGAGCCAUGUUCCGCUCAUCUUCGGUUCAUCCUGACGUUCCUCUUCUACAUGUUUUAUGUCUCUGUGUUUGUGUUGUUGUUUUCUUUAGACAGGAAAAGUGUUUGGGGCGACGGCCAAAUGUCUCACGGCAUCCAACUUUUUCAAGCAGCUUGUUUACUUUCUCUCUCACAUUCACACUGUAAAGUGGAUUUUUUUUUUGUUUUUAGGGGGAGGGCGAAGAGUGCAAUCUUAACACAGUAAUAUCACGCACGACGAAACAUACAAAAGUUAAGCACCUUUCUUACCUUUUCUUUUUCAUAGCUUAGGCACUGAGGUUUGUGCAAGGAAACUGGCCAAAGCGAGAAAAAAGUAAUUGUCUUUUUGUUGCGAAUUGCACUUUUCAAGUAGAAAACUGAACAUAUUUUUCGGUGGCGGGUUUCCAGCAAUGGGCGCUUAAUUGUGAAUCUGCCAUAGUUACAUAGGAACGAGUGACGACGCAUCGCAGGACUGUUGCUUUCCGUUUUUUUAUCUUAUUUUAUACUUGCCUUCGGAGGGAGUGCUUCCCAACUAUGUGCUUUUGUUUUUAUGUUUUCUUUCCUCACUCUUUAGAUCACAGUUACCAGACGGGCAUUAAUGGCGACGUAAUAAGCUUACACUUUAGCAGCGUAGAGCCCCUCAACAAACCAGCACAUACUGUAUGUUUGUAUGUAUAUUUUCGAUUUUGUUCUUUCUUUUUUUUAGUCAUUGUUCGUCGUUUUGUUUGGUGUACGGGGAAGAAAAAUAGAGAUGCAAAAAGAAUUUUCGUAGAAGACGAGAGCCACAUUUCGGUUUUGAGUUUUUUCGCAGAGGACAAGAAAGAUUAAUGUAACCUUUCUUACAACAAUAUGCAGACAAACAGUGUUUGUCAAAAAAUUCCUUUUUAUUUUUAUUUUGUUUUUGUUUUACUUUAUUUGUAAAUAAUAAACCUUUAAGAUAUAGAAAAUAAACGACAUAUUGUCAUUUAAAAGCGAGUGUGUGCGUGUCAUCGUCUUUUGGAUGCAGGCGAGUCGCCCAAGAACCUGUAGAUGGUUGGGAGAAGGUUCUGGGAGUGUCAGCACUUCCAGGCCCGGGUGAAAUAUUGAAAAUACGUUCGGGAGAGGAUUUCCAUUCAUUACCUUUCAAGUGACAGGACCAAAGUCGUAAAGCUGCCUGUCCCAAAGAUAAAUUCCCUCCCUUGCAGGUCAAAGGAUUGCUUUCUUUGUUCUGAGCAUCGACGGCUUUCGAAGCAAACUUGUCUUGAAUAAAUC
Phycodurus eques (leafy seadragon) is the source of this 7208-nucleotide messenger RNA. RefSeq names its product potassium/sodium hyperpolarization-activated cyclic nucleotide-gated channel 1 (gene hcn1). Gene Ontology annotation, molecular function: voltage-gated potassium channel activity. Gene Ontology annotation, biological process: transmembrane transport; potassium ion transport. The transcript is spliced from 8 exons. Gene Ontology annotation, cellular component: membrane. The record is from RefSeq and is a predicted model, not a curated record. Bases 26 to 2809 code for a protein of 927 amino acids. NCBI's taxonomy places the organism in Eukaryota, Metazoa, Chordata, Actinopteri, Syngnathiformes, Syngnathidae.